UUAAAUUUCUAACUGUAUUUUAUUUUCAGAGUUCUUUAAGGAUUUUUCAUGGGGAGGAGCGUGAACAUGGCGUUUUGACAACAGGGAUACUUUGGGGUUCACAGGAUUCAUUGUAAUUGCUGUGUAUCAACUGUAUAAAGUUUCAUGUAAAGAUACAUUUUUGAUGUGACAGUUAGACGUUAAUUGUCCAAGAAGCAUGUUGCUGCUUUACGUUCUAUUGACCAUUUCAGUCCUAAAUACCAAUACAGCGACACGUCUAGUAUGUUUAUACUGCACUGACGCCGUCAGCCCUGCUGACUGUGAUACUGUCAUAAACUGUGGACCUCAUGAGAGUUGCUACGUAGAUUCCUAUGUCAGAGCAAGUGGAAGUAUUAGGUAUAAUCUGGGCUGCAGAGAUGAAAUUCAAUGUAAUGGAUCACCGAACUCUGGAAGACGCGAACUAACGAUUACGUCAUAUCAUCCACCGGAAGUUGAUGCAAUGUUGAAUACGGAUAAAGCAUUGGCGCGUGCCUUUUCUAACAACAGUCCCAAUUAUGUUUUAAAAUCACAUGACCUGUCUAAACGAACAAAUGGAUUAUUGAUUUGCAGCGAGUGUUGCAAGGGAAAUUUGUGUAGUAACGCAGGAUGCGGAAAUAAAGGUUAUAUUUCCCCAAGAGGUCCUAUUUGCUACAACUGUGCCCAACAGAUCAAUCCAGAAGACUGCUAUAAAAUUAGACUAUGCAGUACUGGUGAGGUGUGUAUGUUACUGAAGACCCUAAAUCCAAUGUCAAACGAAGUGAGAUACACAACGCGAUGUGAAAGGGAACAGAGUUGCAAUGACGAGAUAAUACACUACCAACAACUUGCUGCGUUACUUAUAGGCAAGCGAGAGAAAAGGAAUUCUCUUGAAACAGGAGGAUCGUGUAUUGUUCAGUGCUGCCAAACCGACAUGUGUAACAUAAACUGUAACGGCACUUACUCAAGUACCACAAUGGCAACGUCUCCGACUGUUCCCGUGUCCAAACCGACAGCAACAAAAAUGUGCGUGUACAAGAACAAUCAGUACAGUCAAGGUCAGACAUGGUUUGAUGGCUGCGACUACAGAUGUACCUGUGAUGAUGCCAGCAGUGGAUCCUAUAGAUGCAAAAGAAGAUGCCCAGAAUUUUUCAAUGUACCAAUCGGAUGUAUAUGGGUAGUAGAUCCCAAUGACCCCUCUUGCUGUAAGGUUCCACAGUGUACACCAACACCGCUGGCAGGAGCAACUCCGACACCAAGCGCAAUUCCUACCAUCCCAGCGAGAAUCUCUAUUGGCCAGCCUAUUGCAGCGACAACACAAACUGCUCUUACCCAGAGCCCCAAUACUUACCAGUGCACGGACAAACUCCAGAACUGCAACGUCUAUGGUGCCUCAUCCUGUACCGGUAUAUAUGAACCAUGGGCCAGAGAAAAAUGCAGAAAAACAUGCAACCUUUGUAGUGCCACAGGAAAUUACGGAACAAAAAUGACUGUACAGUUACAAAGCAGCAAUGCAGCUAAUACAUGUUACUAUGGCGGCAAAUAUUACCACGAGGGAGAACAAUGGAGAGACGGAUGUAAAUACAAAUGUACUUGCCAAGAUGGAAAGAAAGGAGUUUACACAUGUCAGACACUUUGUUUACAAUGGAACUUACCCCAGAGCUGUCAUCUAGACCCCCCACCAGCUGGUGAAUGUUGCCAAGUACCGGUUUGUCCUAGCAACGUGCAGCUUCAGUAUCCACCUGGUUAUGUUCAGGAAUAGAGAUUUUGAUGAAAUUUAACAUCUGAAUAUUCGUAUCUACUUGUGUUAUAUGAAUUUCGGCUUAAUUAGAUUGUUUUAAAUGUA
Mercenaria mercenaria is the source of this 1840-nucleotide messenger RNA. RefSeq lists its product as uncharacterized. The record is from RefSeq and is a predicted model, not a curated record. Bases 197 to 1756 code for a protein of 519 amino acids. The transcript is spliced from 15 exons. NCBI's taxonomy places the organism in Eukaryota, Metazoa, Mollusca, Bivalvia, Venerida, Veneridae. Gene Ontology annotation, molecular function: protein binding.